CUCUCUGAUUCUCUUCAUCUCUCCUCUAAACUCAAUCUGCUCAUCAGUCGAGAUGCUGAUAAUAUUCUACUGCUUUAUUCUCUCUCUUCUGUCAUCUGUCAGAUGUGCAAAAGUGAUCACACAGAAACCUCCUGUACUGACAGAAGAAAAAGGGAGAUCUGUGACUAUGGACUGUAACAUUGAAAAGGCAGAGAAUUAUUAUGUCAGCUGGUAUAAACAGAUUCCAAACACAGCUCCUCAGUUUGUGUUGAGAUACUAUCAUGGUCACAGCGCCCCUGACAAAUAUGGAGAUGGUUUUACCUCCAGCCGCUUCACAUCUAAAACUACGUCAAAUAUUGACUAUCAGCUGAUCAUCAGUAAUGUGGAUGUGGAUGAUUCUGCAGUGUAUUACUGUAACACAUGGGACGGCUCUGUUAGUGAGGUGGUAUUCGGACAAGGAACAAAACUCAUUGUGAACGAUGCAGCAGCUGCUGCUCCUGAGCUGAACAUCCUCCGUCCAUCCAGAGAAGAGCUGAGCUCCAGUAAAGUCACUCUGGUGUGUCUGAUCAGUCACAUGUCUGGGGCUUUUGCUGAUGUGCGUUGGCUUGUGAACGGGAACUCAGUUACUGAAGGCGUCUUCACUGGAUCUGCUGAACAGCAGCCUGAUAAGAAGUUCAAGACGAGCAGUUAUUUAAGCAUUGAGAGCUCAGAGUGGGACAAAGACACACAGCUGACAUGUGAAGCGACUGCUGCCUCAAAAACCUCCAGAAAAAGCAUCAAGAAAUCUGACUGCAGCGACUGAACUGCUUGAUUUAUGUGAGAGUAAUUCAGUCUGUUUGCGUAGAGUAGAAGAAAACAUGGAUAGAAUCUAGCAAAAAUAAAGAAAGUAUUGGUUGCUUCAUCUUCUGAAUGUCAUUUUAUGUUUGAAUGUACAUUAUUGUGCUUUAUAAACUCAAAUAAACUGCAUGUUAAUCAAA
Onychostoma macrolepis is the source of this 956-nucleotide messenger RNA. RefSeq names its product immunoglobulin lambda-1 light chain-like. NCBI's taxonomy places the organism in Eukaryota, Metazoa, Chordata, Actinopteri, Cypriniformes, Cyprinidae. The transcript has 4 exons. The coding region runs from base 53 to 781 and encodes 242 amino acids. The record is from RefSeq and is a predicted model, not a curated record.